AGUUGUAGCUUGAAACAAUUAGAGAAGACUGAUUUUAAAGAAGAUUUAGUGUAGAAGAGUAAGUAAUAUAACAACUACAUUGUAGCCCUGAUGAAAAUGAGAUUUCUCUUCUUUAUUGUCUUGUUUCUUGUGCUCUUUUCUUGUUCAGGUGCAUAUGAUCCUUUGGAUCCAACUGGAAAUGUAACAAUAAAAUGGGAUAUUAUGUCUUGGACAACAGAUGGCUAUAUUGCAAUUGUAACAUUGUUCAAUUUCCAAACGUUCCGGCACUUCAUGAAACCUGGAUGGACCAUAGGCUGGACAUGGGCAAAGAAAGAAAUCAUAUGGUCCAUCAAUGGUGCUCAAGCGGUUGAACAAGGCGACUGCUCCAAGUUCAAAGCAAACAUACCUCAUUCCUGCAAGAGAAGCCCUGCAGUUGUGGACUUGCUUCCCGGUGCUCCUUUCAACCAGCAAUUCGGUAAUUGUUGCAAAGGUGGAGUAGUGGCAGCAUGGGGCAAAGAUCCUUCAGCUGCUGUCUCUCAAUUUCAGAUUACUGUUGGAUUAUCCGGUACUUCAAAUAAAACAGUGAAACUUCCAAAGAGCUUCACCUUGUUAGGUCCAGGACCAGGGUACACUUGUGGCCCUCCAAAGAUGGUGCCUUCCACCAAGUUUCUUACUCCUGAUGGUCUGCGAAGAACUCAGGCCCUGUUGACUUGGAAUGUUACCUGCACUUACUCACAAUUCAUGGCAAGAAAAAACCCAAGUUGCUGUGUAUCUCUUUCAUCUUUCUACAAUCAGAUACUCACUCCCUGCCCAACUUGUGCGUGCGGUUGCCAAAACAAUGACACUUGUGUCAAUGGCGAUUCCAGAAUUCUUCAAUUGCCGGUAGGAAACACAACCCGGAAAGAUAAUAGCUCUCUUCUGCAAUGCACACACCAUAUGUGCCCGGUUCGAGUGCACUGGCAUGUGAAGGUGAACUAUAAGGAGUACUGGCGUGUCAAGAUUGCGAUCACAAAUUUCAACUACAUGAAGAACUACUCGACUUGGACCCUCGUUGUACAGCAUCCGAAUCUCAACAACGUAACGCAAGUUUUUAGCUUCGAGUACAAACCUCUCAUUGCCUAUGACUCGAUAAAUGACACAGGGAUGUUCUAUGGCAUGAAGGACUACAAUGACGUAUUAAUGGAAGCAGGGCCACUUGGAAAUCUUCAGUCUGAGGUGCUUCUUCAGAAGGACCAGAACACUUUCACCUUCAAGCAGGGAUGGGCAUUUCCACGGAAAGUCUACUUCAAUGGCGAUGAGUGCAUGGUACCCCCGCCAGAUACAUACCCAUUUCUGCCCAAUUCUGCUCUUGGAUCCCCACACUUCUCCAUGUUGAUUUCUACGUUGAUUUUCCUGUUCGUGUAUAUCUGGUAAUUUAUGGCGUUUGAAGCAGAGGAAAUAAUAGAGCAUCAGAAGUUCUGAGCCCAGAUACAUUU
Populus nigra (black poplar) is the source of this 1454-nucleotide messenger RNA. RefSeq names its product COBRA-like protein 4. Lineage: Eukaryota; Viridiplantae; Streptophyta; Magnoliopsida; Malpighiales; Salicaceae. Bases 91 to 1392 code for a protein of 433 amino acids. Gene Ontology annotation, biological process: cellulose microfibril organization; plant-type cell wall cellulose biosynthetic process. The record is from RefSeq and is a predicted model, not a curated record. The transcript is spliced from 6 exons. Gene Ontology annotation, cellular component: plasma membrane.